Molecule: messenger RNA, 3573 nt
Organism: Hydractinia symbiolongicarpus
Lineage: Eukaryota; Metazoa; Cnidaria; Hydrozoa; Anthoathecata; Hydractiniidae
Product: N-acetylneuraminate 9-O-acetyltransferase-like
Exons: 23
Coding region: 11-2482 (823 amino acids)
Source: RefSeq, a predicted model, not a curated record
AAUGUAAACAAUGUUGAAGAUGGCGGACGAUGUCGAAGAAAAGAAAUUCGAAGAUAAUUUAGACCGUAAAACUUCUGCUAUCAAAAUCAGAUUAGAAUUGGGAUGUAAAUGUCUGGCAUGGGUUAUCAUAAUUAUAUCAGCUUUGGUUCAUAUUUACCGUUUGUUUCAGCUUGAGUAUGGUGGUCAAACAUGCCCAUUGCUAUUUCAUUCUGGUCAUUGGAGUGGUAAGAAAUGGCAACCAGAUGGAUGUAUGAUACAUGAAUAUACACAGAGUGAAAUUACUAAGUGCCUCGAGAAUCAAAAGGUGGCCUUGAUUGGAGAUUCAAGAAUGAGAGGCUUAUAUUUCCAAAUAGCAAAUUCAAUUAGUAAAGAACCUGUUCCUACAGGAUAUCAUGAGAAUUUGAGAUAUGAAGACAAGAACAAUGCUACUGUUGAGUUUUACUGGAAUCCUGUAUUAGAUAAAUCAGUUGCUCGUCUACUAAACAAAUGGCUUGAGAAUCGAGAUACAAUGCCACAUCUGAUUAUCAUGGGAGUUGCCACAUGGACCAUCAAAAAUGGCAAAUUGACAUCAAUAAUUGAUUACCAAGCUGAACUGAAAAAAUUGUCAAUACCAAUGGCUUUGAUAAGUGAGAACCUAACACAACUCAAUUUGCUUAAACCUAUCAAGUCAAAAUAUCAUCAUGAGCCACAACUUAUUUGGAUCAUGCAAGAUCCUGUCGUGGAGGAUAAAUUAGCGGAGCGUCGAAAGUCAAUUAAAAAUGACAGAAUUGAGAUGUUUAAUUAUGCUGCACAGAAGACUUUACAAUCUGAGAGUCCUCAUGUACGUCUUAUGAUGGCUACUACAUUAAUGGCUGCUGGGAAACCAGAAGAAACGCUUGAUGGAAUACACUAUACAUCAUUCAUACUAGAGAAAAAAGUGAAUGCAAUUAUUAAUUCUUUCUGCAACGAUUUUAUCUAUCCUGAUGAUGCAUCUUGUUGUAAAACAUUGGAAAGAAUAACACAGCUACAGUUUAACGCUUUUGCUGUGCUUGGAACUUGUGUCAUAUUAUGGAUGAUGAUGUGGAUUUGCAAAAAGAUGAGAGAGAGAAGCAUUAAAGAUUUGACUGAAGAUGAAGUCAAGCAAUAUGAUCAAAUUUCCGUGUUGCCAUGGUUAUACGCCGAGCACAUGUAUGCGGGUAUGAAGGCCAUGGCCAAACUUGCCGCCAUUAUGCUGUAUAUCUUUUUAGCUGAUAGUUCCUUGCUUUACAACAAGAAUCACAAAUUGUAUAGCCACGAGGCAUUUUUCGUCCCGUUAACUUUACUAAUAAUUGUUGGAUUGUGCACAAGGACACCCACAAAACAGACAUCCUUUUUAAACACACAUCAAGUGGAAGAAUGGAAAGGUUGGAUGAUUAUAGUGAUCAUGUUGUAUAACUACACACAUGCGGAAGAGGUCUUACCAAUAUUUGUGAACGUUAGACUGCUCGUCUAUUCAUUUUUGUUCAUGAUUGGAUUUGUUCAUUUCAAACAAUUUUGGUACGCCGCUGAUUUUGGAUUGUACAAAAUAUGCAAGGUUCUUGCUCACAUGAAUGUAUUCUGUGUUGUGUUGUGUCUUGUUAUGGGUCAUCCAUAUCAAUUUUACUACAUCGCACCUUUGUUGUCAUUUUGGUUUUUCAUCGUUUACAUCACAAUGGCAUUGAUACCACGUAUCACGCACCAGAUUGUCGUAGAGCAACCUCGAAAAAAUGUUUGGAUGAUCUCCAAAUUAAUUUUUUUGUUUGUUGUUGUAUUUGUGAUUUGGGCAAACGAGAACAUCUGCGAAUUCGUAUUUUCACAAAGAGUUAUUCGUGAGUUGUUUAUUGAUUCAAAUGGUGAAAUACAGAAAUGGAGGUUUCAUUCUGGUCUUCACAGAUAUGCUGUUGUAUUUGGCAUGCUUUGCUCUUAUGUUUACGUCACGUUGAAACGUAAUGGAAUCAUUAAAGACGAUGAAAAUAACGGCUUAAUUUUACCGUCGACGAAAUUGUCAGUUAUAGCUAUGCUGUUUGCGUUUGCUGGUUUGCUGGGUUUUGAAAUUCAGGCGUUCACCUGUCAUUCGAAGGACUUAUGUGAUCACACGCACUCAAUUGCGGCUUGUAUUCCUAUAUUAUCAUACUUGUUGCUAAGAAACAUACCUGGAUGGUUAAGAAGCAAGUACAGCUUCUUUUUUGCAUGGGUUGGUGAUAUGGCACUAGAGUUAUUUUUGGGACAAUAUCAUAUAUGGCUUGCGAAUGAUACGCAUGGAAUUCAUGUUCUGGUACCUGGCUAUCCUACACUUAAUGCUGUAGUGGCUUCGUUCACAUUCGUAUGUGUGAUACACGAAGUCAAAAAGAUAUGCGCUAUUUUGGCUGACACUUUGGUUACAAAAGACGUUAAAAUUAUGCUAAGACGUUUACUAAUAUUCACGAUAAUGCUUGUGGUGAUAUGGUGGCACAAAUCUCAUGAAAAGAAACCUGGUGCCUACUAGUUAUAACAUCAUCAAGUCAUUUACCCAUAUGCGGUGAACACGGAAAAAUUGAAUACUCCUGUAGGAGAAGAGUGGAAACAAUUAACCAGUCAGACAAAACUUACCUCCUGAAUAGUUCACUUGUAAUUAAUACCGACUGCUUCGAAAUGUUUCUCUUAUUUUUGCAUGUAUGUACUUUUAAAAAAGAAAAUUCUAAGUAAAGGUUCUUCACUUCUGAAUCAAAUUUACACUCUUAUAACAAUAUGAUAUAUUUUUACACUUUUAGAUAUUGUUUGUAUUAUCUGUGCAUUUCUAUUUUCUUGCACUACAACACUGCGACCGUCCGAACAGUUUUUAAAGGGAGAUUUUCACGAAGCGACUUGGAGGACAAAUUCGCCAGCGAAAUGUAUCUGAGCAUAACCAGUUAUAUUUUUUUUUCAUUUUGCUUCGGAUUAGCUCCGUCGAAAAGUAGAAACAUUUCCUCCUUUUUCGGGGCGAAAUAUUACGCUGUCAACUUUUAGCAAUUAAAACGUAAUAUUCACUGUUAAUUUUUAGAAAAACUCAAUACUGGAAAGAAUUCAAAAUAACUGUCUGGUUUUAUACCCAAAAGAGUACUUGCUUUCAGUAUUUUAAAUCGUCACAUUCCACGUGAAAAUCGAAAAGAUAUUUCGCAGCUAAUUUGUCGCUGAAUUUGCCAUUCACAAUUCGCUCCGUGAAAAUCUCCCUUUAUGCUAUUUCUUUCCUACAUAAGAGCUUUUCCAUAUUUUGAGCUGUUGAGCAUGGAAUUUUGGUCGUUAUAGAAUGUAUUGUUUUCCUGCCGUCCCUUUCUCUUUUCAAAUUGUAGGCAACUUAAAUUAAAUUCGCUUUUAUGUAAAAAGAAUAUCCAAGGUAUACGCCUGUUUUUUUGUACACAUCUACUUUUGUUUUUGAUUUCGUACUUUAAAUUAUCCCUUUUAUUGCCUGCUCGUUGCGCUAAGAUAUGCGACACUGCGAUGUUAAAACAUCGUCAAUAAAAUAAAUUGGGGCACCUUAGAACGAUUCAAAACCGGAAUUUAUUUUUUUUAUUGUAAUGAUAGAUGUCUAUUUAAGAAUAUUUAUGUACAGAUUGGUUA